Molecule: messenger RNA, 895 nt
Organism: Pseudo-nitzschia multistriata
Lineage: Eukaryota; Bacillariophyta; Bacillariophyceae; Bacillariales; Bacillariaceae
Source: the annotation of a GenBank genome assembly
CGGUGGUUUGGGGGAGAACGAACGAAUCGCCCGUAACAACAAGGGGGGAGAAACAAACCAAACCAAACCAAACCAAACCCAGUGCAAACCAAAAGAUACCGUUAAGUACCAGGUACAGGUACCCAGUACCUACAAGCGAAAGGAUGCGAACAAAAAAACAAAACCACCACCACCGACGAAGAAUCCCGGCCGGCAGAGGAAGCCAAAACGGCAACGSUACGUAUCCGUUCGGGCGGGGAUCCUUUGUUGUCGAUCGAUGGUGGUAAUUGCUUGGUAUCGUGGAUGUAUCGUGGAUGGUACGGUGGGUGCCUUGGCUAUGGCGAAACAACAAAAGAACAAACGAAGGAAGGAACGAAUCCAUCCAUGCCUCCAUCCAUGCCUCCAUCCAUGCCUCCAUCCAUUCCACACGGAUUGCGGCCCGCUUUGUUUGUUCGGGGAUGCCGCCCGGGAUCCGCUCCAUGGGUGCGACGGAUCGGCUUUGUGGCGCUGCACCGAGACUCGCUUGGAACAUCCGGGGAGAACGGAACGAGACACAUACCGAGGCGAGGCGAGGCGAGGCAAGGCGAAACAAAGAACCAAAGGCAAGGCAAGGCAGUCCCGCUCGGCCGGGCGGCACGGGCCACAAGCAACAAUCCACCGUGCACCGGUUUGCCUUGCGCCGUCCCACGGAGGACGGCCGGGGGAAGAGGACGGAACGACGGGGUGUGCUGCUUGCACGAGGAUUUCGGUUUGUGCGGUGCGGUGCGGUGCGAUGCAGCGAUUGGUUUGUUUCGUUUCGUUGUGCAAACACCGCGGCGCAGACGGAUUCGAAACCAACCGGGUGGAAGGAGGAUCUGUUCCAUCCGAAAAGCGAAAAAAUACUAGGGGUACUAUACUAUACUAUUAGUAUUAUACA